GUGUGCAUGUUUUUUCACACGUGCUUCCCUGCUCAUUUAGACUGCGCAUCACAGAGAGAGUCAUUGCGUUUCUGGUACAAAGCAUCAAUGAACACCUCUGCCUUUGUCAUUCCUGUGGCUCCUGUGAGAUCGGAUCAAUACCUUGCCAGUUUCUGAGGACGUCACUCAGCUGAUGGUGAAAUAUUUCAGACCUUUAAAUCCUGAUCAGGACAACAGAGGCGUCAAAGGGCAGAAGUCUGACAUGUCUGACCAUCAGGAGAAAGACCACAAGCACGGAAAAACCGCAAAAUCUCAACAAAUGAAGCACCACCACCAAAAUCAAGUCCACCGUCAUCACCAGCGCAAGUUGCAUCAGUCUGACAAUGACGGUCCUGACACCCAUUCAACAGCAGAGGACAGCAUUUUCAACAACCAUCACCCCGACCAUCGACAUCAGCGUGAUAAUGACAAGACUCGUGACUCUCAUUCUCACCAUAACCAUCGCAAGCAAAACCACCGCCAUGUUUCUCUGUCAGGAACAUCUUUGAGUUCCUCAACUGGUUCCUCUUCAUCCUCCUCUUCUUCUUCCUCUUCAUCAACAUCCUCCUCCCCUUCUUCCUCCUCCUCCUCCUCCUCUUCCUCCUCCUCUUCCUUCUCUUCCUCCACUUCAACAUCUUCCUCUAGCCUUUCAUCUGAGACCAGCAGUGAAUGUUCAGAUACAAAUAAACCUAAGCUUUCACAGUCCUGUACUGACAUUUCCAGGAAGCACAAGUACUUUGAAGACGGAGAUGAUGAAGCCCCUUUGAUAGAUAAUGGAGGUCAGCAACACAGGCUCCCUGUCAAACAGAAACGAGAGAAAGGCAGGUCCUCUCAUGGUGGCCCUAACCAGGGUACACAGAGGAUUUCAAGAGCCUCUAGACAUAAUGGAAGCUUCCGCAAAGCCAAAUCCAUGGAGGCCCUCAGCAGGCCCAUAGAAAGAGAUGGACAUGGAACUGAGGAUGAGCAAGAACAGGAGAUGAGAAAAAAUGAAGCCAAGAAGAACUUAAUGAAGGAAAAAAUGAAGUUUUCUGCCUUCCUUAAUGAGAUCACUCGGCAGGUGCUCAGCCCAAUGAGACUCAACACCCUUGGGGUUACAGACACUCAAAGACCGAGCAGCCCAAGACAGGCCGCUGUUGGAUCCAACAGGGUUGACGGCAGUACCGAGAAAUCCAGACAGCAGAGGAGUCGGCUUGCCAGUGCAGACUCAGUUAGCUCCAGCCAGUACUCCCACAUAAGCAAGCAGUCCCACUCUUCUCAAAUUUCUCAUUCUAAAUCUUUCCAACACCAUCGUAGUCACCAUUCAGCAGACUCAACCCAUGACAUGUCUCCCAGGCCAAAAAGCUGCACUGAUAUUAGUUGUUUAAAAGGACGUAACUCACGGUCUCAAAGUCCUCAGCAACAUUCCCGUUCUCCCUCUUAUAAGCACCACCAUCGUCACCAAGGAGACCAUCAUACUCACAGUCAACAUCAUCACCAUGAUGACCGCAACAGCCCAAGUUAUCACCAUCACCACAAAGACCACCACAACACAAGUCGUCACCAUCACCACAGACACCACCACAGUCCUGUCUUUCAUCAUAAAGAUGACCAUAGCCCCACUUAUGACCAUGGUGAGCACCACAACACUUCUCAUCCCCACAAAGACCACCACAAUACAUCCCGUCACCAUCACUAUGGAGACCAUCAUCAUGGAGAAAGCCCAACUCAUGACCAUGGAGAACACAAUAGUACAACUCAUCAUCAUCACCAUCGAGACCAUCAUGGCCCUGUUCAUCACCACCACCAUGAUGACCACCAUGGCCAUGCUCAUCAUCAUCACCACCAUGGAGACCACCAUGGCCAUGUUCCUCAGCAUAGAGAUCCCCACAACCCAGCUCAUCAUGAUCAUGAAGGUCACCACAGUCCAACACAUCACCAUGGAGACCAUCAUAGUUCAAGACACCACCACCAUAGCAAACACCCAAACACUGAACGCCCUACUACACCACGUCACCAUGGACACCACAAUCCAAGCAAUGACGACGAAGAUCACCACAACCCAACAAAUCACCAUCACCAUGGAGACCACCAUGGCCAUGCUCAACAUCACAACUCUGGCCAUCAGCAUCCCCAUGGAGACCACCACAGUCCAGGUCACCAGCAUCACCAUGAUGACCAACAUAGUGAGGCUCACCAGCAUCACCAUGGAGACCACCACAGUCCAGGCCACCAGCAUCACCAUGGAGACCACCAUAGUGAGGCCCACCAGCAUGACCAUGGAGACCACCAUAGUGAGGCUCAUCAACAUCACCAUGGAGACCACAACAGACCAGGCCAUCAGCAUCACCAUGAAGGCCACCAUAGUGAUGCUCAUCAGCAUCACCAUGAAGAACACCACAGUCCAGGCCAUCAGCAUCACCAUGAAGGCCACCAUAGUGAUGCUCAUCAGCAUCAGCAGGAAGAACACCACAGUCCAGGCCACCAGCAUCACCAUGGAGACCACCAUAAUGAGGCUCACCAUGUAGACCACCAUAGUGAGGCUCAUCACCAUCACCAUGGAGACCACCAUAGUGAGGCUCAUCAGCAUCACCAUGGAGACCACCACAGUCAAGGCCAUCAGCAUCAUCAUGGAGACCACCACAGUUCAGGCCAUCACCAUAACCACGGAGACCACCAUAGCGAAGCUCAUCAGCAUCACCAUGGAGAACACCACAGUCCAGGCCAUAAGCAUCAUCAUGGAGACCACCACAGUCCAGGCCAUCAGCAUCACCAUGGAGACCAUCACAGUCCAGGCCAUCAUCACCACCAUGGAGACCACCACAGUCAAGGCCAUCAUCACCACCAUGGAGACCACCACAGUUCAGGCCAUCAGCAUCACCACGGAGACCAUCCUAGUCCAGACCAUCAGCAUCACCAUGGAGAUCACUAUAGUACAAUUCACUCUAAAAAAAAUGACCUUGAUGAUGAUGACCACCACACUCAUUUAAGGAGGGACUCUGCUGACAGUCUGCCUCUAUGCAGGAAUCUAGAGUCUCUUCCUAGCAACCCAGAUUCACCCAGGAAUACAAGCAGCUCCUCCAGUCAAGACAAGGAACACACAAGCUUCACUGACUCAUCAUUACAUAAAGAAAAGACGCAUGAGCUGGGUAGAAUGAUGGUUUUCCAGGGGCAGAAUGAAGGUCUGCACCAAAGUUUGCUGAAGACAGCAGUUAGGAUGGAGUGUUUAGGAGAGGAAUUCAUGAGCAGCCAAAAGGUUUUGGAGGCAGAGCUUCAGAGGACACGUGUGGAGCUCAGUACCCUUACAGAGAGGUUUAAAAGACUGCAUGACAACUGCUCCUCCGCACAACAAACCAAUAAUCUUCUUGAGCAAAAGCUUCACUCAGUGACUCAGAGUUUGGAAGGAGAGCGUGAGAGGUUGAACUUUCGUAUUUCAGCACUGACGGAGCAGCUCACUGAUGCAAAAUUUGCCAACAGUGUGGAAACAUACAAUGUAACAUCAGUGCUGCACAAAACAGACCACCAUUUUCACUCAGAUGAUGCCAUUAAUCAGAUGAUUCUCCCCAUCGCUCCCCCUCCGGCUCAGUUCAUGGACAGCCUUAACUAUGGAAAGGUCAAAGCUGCCGGGCAGGAGCAAUCUCUGGGGUCAGUGCCAGAGGAGGAGGAAUCUGACUGGUCAGAGAUGGGAGAAGAUACCCCACGAUUUAUACUGACAGGAUCAAACAGAGGUCAAGCAUGGAGACACCAGGAAGGAGACUUGGACAAAGACAGUGAGUCAGGGGGCGAGGAAAUUGUCAGACGCCCUUCCCCAUGCCCGAUGCAGAUACCUCAUCUUCAGUUCACCAUCCACAAAGAGAUUUUGCCAGUUGCCCAGUCCAGUGCUUUUCCUUCUGGCUUCAAGAAUCUGCCUGAUCACAUGACAGGUGAGGGUGCAUACAGGAUCACAACAAGUCCAAACCUUGGUUCUGCCAUGCUGAUCCGGUCAGCUAGCCUGGAGGAAAUCCCUCUGGCAUGCCAUCACAGGCAGAAGGAGCUAAGAGGCACAGAGGCCAUGAUGGACCUCCACCACCCAGGUGUUGAAGCUAUCGAAGAUUCAGAUAAUGAGAUCAUUCAUCACUGGAGAACAAGCAACGACAGGGAUGCAGUUAUUAUGAGUCUCUCAGAUGCAGAUAGCAGUCUGGCAAGCCUGCAGUCAGCUGAGCGGAUGCUUAACCAUUUCAUACGUGAGACGCAGCCCAGUGAGGGAAAGGGGCAGGGCAGGGCUGAGGUGCAUGGCUGGACCGGAGGGAUUCCAGAUGAGGUGUUGAAGGGUGAACGGACAAAGCUGUGACAGUAACAAGAGUGCACUGCUCACUGUGUUUGAAUGCGUGAUCCACUUUUGUUGUAAUUUAUGAGG
This is a messenger RNA of Scomber scombrus (Atlantic mackerel), 4390 nucleotides long. Its product is annotated as LIM domain-containing protein A. NCBI's taxonomy places the organism in Eukaryota, Metazoa, Chordata, Actinopteri, Scombriformes, Scombridae. The coding region runs from base 173 to 4324 and encodes 1383 amino acids. The record is from RefSeq and is a predicted model, not a curated record. The transcript is spliced from 8 exons.